Molecule: messenger RNA, 4634 nt
Organism: Vavraia culicis subsp. floridensis
Lineage: Eukaryota; Fungi; Microsporidia; Pleistophoridae
Exons: 1
Coding region: 1-4557 (1518 amino acids)
Biological process (GO): actin filament organization; vesicle transport along actin filament
Cellular component (GO): myosin complex; actin cytoskeleton; cytoplasm
Molecular function (GO): ATP binding; actin filament binding; microfilament motor activity
Source: RefSeq, a predicted model, not a curated record
AUGAAGAGCACAACAGCAAUGGUAAGAAGAAAGCAUUACGAGGUAUUAGAUGAUGAAGAUGAAGGUACCGGUACAGUACUGGGUGGUGUUAGCAGUGAGGGGAGGUGUAGCAGUGAGGGCAGGUGUAGCAGUGAGGGGAGGUGUAGCAGUGAGGGCAGGUGUAGCAGUGCUAUUGUUAGUACUAGCAGCUCAACUGCUAGUACUACUACUCGCACUGCUCCUGCCAACCCUGUAAAUACUUCCCUUACUGACCCACCCCCCAAUACACCAUUACCAUACCUUUCACCACUCUACAACCUUUCAUCACUCCCCAAGCUAUCCCUCUCUGCAAUAUCAACCAUCCUACGCAAUCGCUACACCCACAACAUACCGUACACCUUAGCAAGCAACAUCCUCAUAUCAAUAAACCCCUACAAACCAACGAUUCCCUUUCCACUGAUAAAGAAGAACGUAACGUACGUAAUAAGUGGUGAAUCAGGUGCUGGUAAAACAUUCCUUGCCAAUGAAAUCAUCUCUAAGUGCUGUGAUGGUGUGAUCAUAAGGGAUGCAUUCGUUGUGUUGGAGGCAUUCGGCAAUGCACGUACAAGCAAUAACUGCAAUAGCAGUAGGUUCGGAAAGAUUGUACGUAUGGAUGAGAGGGUGGUAAUUGAUGCUUUUCUGUUGGAGGAGAGCCGAGUUACGCAUGGUGCGUACAACUUUCAUAUUUUCUAUCAAAUGGUGAAUUAUUAUGGAUGGGAUGUUGAGGAUUGUGAUUAUAUGAGAGAGGGAGAUGAUGUAGGGUGUGGUGGAGAGGAGGGAUUUGGUGAUGAAGAGAAUAGGAAUGAGAGUAGGAAUGAGAGUAGGAAUGAGAAUAGGAAUGAGAGUAGGAAUGAGAAUAGGAAUGAGAAUAGGAAUGAGAAUAGGAAUGAGAGUAGGAAUGAGAGUAAGUGUGCGGUAAGCGAAGAGCAUCCAUACCGUGUGGAAGAAAAAAAUGGUGUGUAUGGUGCUAAGCAUAGCAUGAACAGCACAUUCUCAUCGUACCACACCUUCACAGCAACUCUCAACGCAAUCACCACUCUUUCACUCUCCUUGCCAGCCAUAAAAUCAAUCCUGUACAACAUCAUACAGCUCGGCAAGCUGCACACACCCUCUCAACACUCCCUCAUAUCAAAACUUUCAUCAUCCCUAAAAACGGACAUAUCGGACCUGUUCACCAAGAAAUUGCGCAUAAAAGACGAAAUAAUCGUAUCACCUCUAGAACAUGCACAGUUCAGGAAGAAGAGGGACAGAUUGGCACGUACACUGUACAAGGACCUGUUCUACGAUAUUGUGAACAGGAUCAAUGAGGGACUGCGAGGUGUUAGGGUGUUCAACUCGUGUAGUGUUAUCGAUAUCUUUGGUUUUGAGUGUGUGGACAGGAAUGGCUAUGAGCAGUUCUUGAUCAACUAUGCUAAUGAAAAAAUGCAGAAGUGCUAUCUUAGGGAGCUGGUCGUGGAGCGGGAGAAGGAGUAUUUGAGGGAGGGUAUAAUACGUGAUGACCGGUGUGGCGGUGUGUAUACCGGCGGUACCUCCUUUCAUGCACGUGAUCAAAACGGCAAGGACCACACAAACGCAUCUAAGAGCCACGCACAUGCGAUCAACGCAUACCACCCGCACCUACAAACACCCUUGACAUUGAACAGCAACAUCCUGCACCUCAUAGAAAACAGAACAGGCAUCAUCAACAUAAUAAAAGACGAGUCAAAGCUUAAAACGGAUCUCAUCACCAAAAUAAAGCAGUUCAACAACACGCCCAUCAUAAAGACAGAUAAUGAACGGCUUACACUGGUGCACAGCAUAGGAGAGGUAACGUAUGAUGUGAGUGAAUUUGUAAGGAAGAACAACUUUGAUUUGGUGGACAGCUACAGAAGAGAGGUAGACAGGAUGGUUGAUGAGAUUGUUAAUCCUGUGUUUGUUAGGUGUAUAAAGCCUAACAGGAGCAACGAUGGGUGGAGUGGUAGCAGUUUGAUGGACAGCAGUGAUGAUUUGAGUUGUAGUGAUGGGUUGGAUGGUGGGCAUGCUGAUGCAAUGAAUGGAAAUGGCACUGCAAUGAAUGGAAAUGGCGAUGCAAUGAAUGGAAAUGGCACUGCAAUGAAUGGAAAUGGCGAUGCAAUGAAUGGAAAUGGCACUGCAAUGAAUGGAAAUGGCGAUGCAAUGAAUGUAAAUGGCACUGCAAUGAAUGGAAAUGGCGCUGCAAUGAAUGGAAAUGGCGAUGCAAUGAAUGGAAAUGGCACUGCAAUCGAUGCUCAUACCGAUACUUCCCGUACCGGUACACAUACUACCCGGUCCACCACCGGUACAUCAACUAAUACCGGUACUACUGCACCUAACAGCAUAAAAUACGAUAAGAAGUACAUAAAAGCACAGCUGCUCAUCAGCGGCAUCCUAAAUAUUCUUCGUAUGUCCACAUACGAAAAGAAACUGCCGCUCCAAUUCUUCAAUUCCCUUCAGUGCUCGCUUUGCAACUUCACGUUAAACAUAAAAUGCAUGAAGGGAAAGAACUACGUAUACAUGGAUGAGAGAGAAUACGUAAGGAUGAACCACAUGAUUGAACGGAUGAAGUGCAGUGUGCGGAACAGGGUGCAUGUUAUGGUACGGUACGUGCUUUCGAAGAGGAAGCAGGCUCGUGCUAAUGAAGAUUUGCAGAUGAGGAGUGCACAGGUAGAUGAAGAAUGGGUUGAUGACCGUGUCGGGAUAGAACAGAGCGUGCGUACGAUGGUGAUAGACUAUCACACACUCAACCGCUCGCCGAUACGUGGCAUGCCGUGCAAGGCACCAUGUGUCAUCUCAUCAUGCAAAACGUGUGCUGUGCUAAAGACCAAGUACGAAAUACAAUCGAAGUCCUUGCGUGCCAAGAAUGCGCUUUCUGAGGAGAAUAAGAAGAUGAAGAAGAGGGUAGAGGAGCUGGAAAGAAAGAUAAAGGAACUGGAGAGAGGCAUACGGGACAACGAGAGAGUGAAGAGAAGUGUUCUGAGAAUGGAUGAGGGUAAAGAAACAGAGAAUGUGAAUCGGGUGUAUGUGAGUGUAAGUAAGGUGAGGAGUGUUGACGGGUCCGAGAGGAGCUGUGAGUGUGAGGAGUACGACUGUGAGGGUGGUAGAACUGAUGUGCAAGGGUGUGAUGUGAAAGCGUUGGAUCGUACCGUGGAGGAGAUAGAAGAGAAAAAUGGGAUGAGUAGGAGCAGCCGGCUCAGUGAGGUAAUGGAGGACAUGAGCGUGAGCAGGGGUAGUGAGAAAACGAAAGAUCGUAAGAACGAUGGCAGGACGAGCAGUUCUGAUGAUACUGCAACGAGCGAUGAAAUAGCACGUGAUAACGAUGCAGCCGUCGGAGAUGACACGAUAAACCUGCUCUGUCCAUCCCUUGCCAAAAAGAUUUACAACCUGUCACUGCUCAUUCAAUUGCACAUACAAUCAAUUCUUUUUGGCACUUCAGCACCCACAACUCGGCUGCACGCCCUUUCACUCGGCAAUCUUUCGUUUAUAUACGUGCACAAGACGGGUAUAAGCGACAUUUACUUCUACAAUGAGAUAAAACGGCGUGUACUGAUGUACGAGGACAAUGUACGUGUGAUAGGAUACGUGUUAAGCAACAUCAUGGAGUACAACAGUUUCUUGUGCGGAAUGGUUGAGGAUGUUGGCGAUGAAAAUGUGUGUAAUUUGGCGUACAGUACUCGAUAUGGUGGUGAUAACGAGGUAUGCACAGUCAAUCUACGUGAUUUGAUCUGCACGGAUGAGGGAGCGAGGAACGGUGCGGGUGGUUUAUCUGGUAAUGAAGAUUUGGCCUUGUCUAACGAUGCUGGUAAUAAUAAGGGCAUGAUUGAUAAUAGCAGCGGUAGGGCUGGUAGUGACAGGCCAGGUAGCCCUCACAACAAUGCCACCAACAAAACAGUCCAUAAUACCAGUGACAGGUCAUUCAAGCACACCGUGAUCACCAACAAUCUCAAUUUCAUGCUUUCACUCCAAUUCUCAAUCACCAAUCACUUCAUAAACCUUAUCAUCUUCGAGCUCAAACAGAACAUAAAUAUUUUCAAGAACAGCUUCCUGUUCAGGCGCAACAAAAUCAAAGACCUGACACAUACCCUGAGAAGAUUCCACAACCUGAUGAUACGCCUGCACUUCCCAUCAACAACCCAGUACAACAUAAUGAACCAUCUGCUGCAGUACAUAAACACGGAAGUGUUCAACAGGCUACUUACAAACGUACAAGAAUAUGAUAAGGUGAAGCAGUUGCUACGAUCCCUUUUAUCGGUGCUUGGCGAGGUAGAUUACAUAGAUGGAAUGUUCAAUCUAAAGCAUCUGGAGGAGAGUGUAGUGCUGUUGGAGAGUGGCAGCAGUGCACGGUGCUUUGCGCUUAGUUCACGGCAAAUUAACCACCUGAUCGCUGCUUACUAUAAGAGUGGGGUUGAGAUGGAGGACAGCGUGAAAUUGAAGCUUUGUGGAUUUGUUAUGGGCAGAAUGGCACGUGCCAGAGCGGUGUACUGUGUAGGUGAUGGCAUUGAUAGGAAGGUCAUUGAUGAAAUAUUCAAGGAUGUUAUCAAAUGAAUAUGCAAGGCUAUACGGAGCAUCGUACUUUCAUUGGUGAUACUUUAUGUUCAAUAAAACCAAACGUAUUUAUCCUC